UAGAGGGUGGAAUGAGUCUGAGAUUUCAUUUUCCAAAACUCAACCAAACAAGAGAGCCUAGGAUCCCCUUCAAAACAUCAACCAAAUGACCCGUUAAGACCUAAAACAACCCAGAUUGUUCAUAUUCUACAUUAGAAUAUAGGAUUGACCGUAAUCCACCAUGCAUUAAAUUUGCCGUGUGGAAGUUUGUCUAAAUAUCGUAUAUAAUAUGGAAGCAAGCCUCAACUCUAACUCCUAUCUAUCCUUCAUUUUAUUGUUGUUUCCCAUCAAUAACCAUGAUUCUCAAAGCAUUAGUCUUCUUCUUUCUUUCCCACCUUCAAGCGCCAUUGAUUCUGUCAUUCGCAGCUGCUUCAAAUGUGACUGAUGAACAAGCUCUCAUUGCUUUCAGUUCUGCAAUAACAAAUGAUCCCACCAACAUAAUCAUGGGCAGGAACUGGAGAAGAGGAGCCAACUUCUGUGACUGGGUUGGAGUCACUUGUAGCAAACGCAGGCAAAGAGUUACAGCUCUCCAUUUUUCCAAUAUGGGACUCGAAGGUAAAAUAUCACCUUUUGUUGGAAACCUAUCCUUCUUGGUUUCUCUUGUUCUUUCUAACAACAGUUUCCAUGGUCACAUACCAUAUGAGCUCGGUCGUCUGCGUAGGCUCAAAACACUUAAUUUGCAGAUGAACCGAUUGGAAGGAUCGAUACCUUCGAGUUUACACAACUGCUUUAAGCUUGAAGGUGUUUUCCUAGGAAGAAACAUGUUAAGUGGUGGCAUACCAGAGGAGUUGGGCAGUUUAAAAAACCUUCAUAGCCUCUAUCUAACUGAAAACAAUCUCAAUGGAACCAUCCCAGGUUCCAUUGGAAAUAUGUCGGCGUUAGAGACAUUUAUACUGAUGGGGAACAGAUUUACGGGUUCAUUUCCAUCAUUCAUGUUUAACAUCUCCUCUAUUGAGUUUUUUAGUCUUGAAAACAAUAGCUUCUCUGGCUAUCUUCCAAUUGAUAUUUGUCUCCAUUGGCCUAGGCUUGAGGUACUAUACCUUGCUAGGAACCAAUUUAUAGGCCAAAUUCCAUCUACUUUACGCCAUUGCUCAGGAUUAACUACGCUGGAUCUCUCCGGAAACAAAUUGAAUGGAAGUGUGCCAACAGAACUUGGGACUCUGCAGAAGCUGGAGACGCUUUAUCUGAGGAGUAAUGACUUGACUAGUACAAUUCCAACUUCUUUGGGAAACAUUUCGAGCCUAGCGAAUUUUUCAUUGGCUAGAAACAACAUUCAUGGAGGUAUCCCUGAUGAGUUUGGGAGAUUGACAAGUUUGGAAGUCCUGGAUUUGCAGCACAAUCACCUCACUGGGCGCAUACCUGAGUCGGUCUUCAACAUUUCCUCUCUCAGAAUUAUUGCGAUUCUGAACAAUAGCAUCUCGGGACAUCUUCCGUUUAAUACAGGUCUUUGGCUUCCGAAUCUCGAAGGGAUGUAUUUUGGACACAAUCGAAUUGGCGGAAGCAUUCCUGCUUAUUUAUCAAACUCAUCGAAACUGUUUCUACUAGACAUAGCCUUCAACUUGUUCACUGGACCAAUACCGUCAAGUCUCGGGAAUUUACCUCGUCUUCGCAUCCUCAGUAUGGAAGAAAACAGACUGACCAGAGACCCUGGAUUUAAGGAACUCAGGUUUCUUACUGCACUAACAAACUGUCGGCUCCUUGAAAAGCUGAGUAUGGAUAAUAAUCGCCUUAGUGGUGUCCUACCAGAUUCAAUUGGCAAUUUUUCAGAUUCUCUGCAAGUUUUUGCUGCUUCCAGAAAUCAGAUAAGUGGUCCAAUUCCAGAAUCAAUCGGUGCAUUAAGAAACUUGAAUUUAUUGGUGUUAGGAGAUAACAACCUCAAUGGAACCAUUCCACCAACCAUUGGCGAUUUGCGAAACUUGCAAAGGUUGUUUCUCUAUAACAACCAGAUUGGAGGUUCUAUCACUGAAGAAGUUUGUAAUCUAAGAAAUCUGGGAGAAUUGGCACUCCAAGGUAACAGGCUCACUGGACCUAUUCCACAUUGCAUUGGAUCACUUAACCGUCUUCAAGAGCUUUAUCUUAGCAACAACUCAUUGACCUCAUCAAUUCCAGUUAGUUUGUGGACACUUGAAAAUAUCAUUUUCAUGGAUUUAUCAAACAACUCUUUAGGUGGGAACCUUUCUUCAGAAAUGAAAAUGUUAAAAGUCACAGAAGAAAUGGAUAUUUCUCAGAACCAAAUCACAGGUAAAAUCCCAGCUAUUCUCGGGACCUUCGAAAGAUUAGAUUUCCUUGAUCUGUCAAAGAACUCAUUGCAGGAGAGUAUUCCUGAGUCAUUUGGUGACUUACAAGCACUGGAGUUCUUGGAUCUCUCUUACAAUAAUAUAUCUGGUCUUAUUCCCAAGUCGCUUGAGUCACUCAAUCAUCUCAAACAUUUGAAUCUAUCUUUCAAUGACUUAUCAGGAGAGAUCCCAAAUGGAGGACCUUUUGCUAACUUUACGACGGAGUCUUUUCUGGCAAAUAAGGAGCUUUGUGGAGAAUUAUUAUCAAAAUCUUGCUCUCGUCAAAAUUCCAACAACAAACAAAUCCUUCUUAAGUACAUUACUCCAAUUGUUGCAACUGUGCUGAUCUUUGUUUGCCUUCUUUACAUACUGAGGGCAUUCAAACACAAGAAGAAAGAGAGUACUCCAAGUUCUUCGGAUUUGGUACAAAUACCUGAGCACAAAAUGAUUACAUAUCAUGAACUUCGUCACGCUACAAAUGACUUCUCUGAAGCCAAUCUGCUCGGAAUUGGGAGUUACGGUUCGGUCUAUGUGGGAACAAUUUCUGAUGGUGCAGUUGUUGCUGUAAAGGUUCUGAAUCCAAAAGCAGAUGGUGCAUUCAAAAGUUUUGACACAGAGUGCGAAGUCUUACGGACAACCCGACAUAGAAAUCUUGUUAAAAUCAUCACCUCUUGCUCGAAUCCUGAGUUCAGAGCUUUGAUUAUGGAGUAUAUGUCAAAUGGAAGCCUUGAGAAGUGGUUGCACUCCGAAAACCACAACUUGAAUCUCUUUCAACGGAUCAACAUCAUGAUUGAUGUGGCAACAGCUUUAGAUUAUCUCCAUCAUGGACAGUCAGAGCCAAUCGUACACUGUGAUCUAAAGCCCAGCAAUAUCUUGCUAGAUGAAGACAUGGUCGCACAUGUUGGUGACUUUGGCAUUGCGAAAAUCCUCCCAAAAGCUUAAGAUGCAACACAUACCAGGACGUUAGGCACCAUUGGCUAUGUGGCACCUGAGUAUGGCUUUGAGGGACGUGUUUCUGUAAAGGGUGAUAUAUACAGCUAUGGGAUAAUGAUGCUGGAAAUAGUUACCGGGAAGAAACCCACAGAUGAAAUGUUUAUCGGAGAAGUGAGCUUGAGAAAAUGGGUUAGUUCAU
Molecule: messenger RNA, 3387 nt
Organism: Tripterygium wilfordii
Lineage: Eukaryota; Viridiplantae; Streptophyta; Magnoliopsida; Celastrales; Celastraceae
Product: probable LRR receptor-like serine/threonine-protein kinase At3g47570
Exons: 2
Coding region: 276-3197 (973 amino acids)
Biological process (GO): protein phosphorylation
Molecular function (GO): ATP binding; receptor serine/threonine kinase binding; protein kinase activity
Source: RefSeq, a predicted model, not a curated record